CAAAGACUUGCAACGACAUAACUUUUGGAUAGAUCUCCAAGUCACAGAUGGGAAAUCGCCAAUAGGGUAUCUCACCCACUCCAUUCUUCAGUUUGUGAAUCGUCAAAAGAUCCUGGAUGGACCUGGGCGAAAACAGCUGGUCAAUGGUCAAGCGUGAAGUCACCAGCAGCCCAGGGUCGCCGGCUGAACAGAGCUACCUGCAGGGUGACAGACGGGACCGCCACACCUCAGAGGAGUUGAGGUCACCGGCGCCUCAGCAAACGCAUCUUGACAGUGUGGGAGCCCGACGCACAGAGGGCCGGCCUAUACACUCCUACGUUCACUUCGGACACCAUAACACCGCCCUACACAACUCGGAGGAUAUCACACUGUUCACGGAUUUGGACCAGGGCAACAAGCUCAUCAUCUCUGGCGGGGCGCACAAGAGUGGACUAAUCGUCGACCCUAGCGACAUGUAUCAAACACUGGCAAUCGCCGCGGCUCAGACUCAGGCUGGAUACGAUUCGCCUACAGCUAGCUAUAUGCACUCCAACCCGAAUUCGCCAGUUUAUGUGCCGACCUCCAGAGUCGGGCCUAUGAUUCCGAGUCUCCCAUACUUACAACCAAACGGGUCAUCUCAGCCGAGUCACCCAAUGAACAGCCACUCGGUGUGGCCACAGGCAACCCCCGAGAGCCCAUCAUACAGCACCGGGAGUCCGCAUACCUCCAAUCGUUUCCCUUACUCUCCAAGUCCACCAAUGAACAAUGGGACAUCCAGGGACAGCAGUUAUACAAGUCAUCUGAAUGUCAACAGCAGAGAUCAGUAUAACCUUUCCCGACCGAUUAGUGGCUCCUAUACCACCCCAUAUCCAUACGUGACACCGCAACUAUCACAGUUGUCCACUCCAUGGUCAGGGGGACCAUUCGAGAACUCCAUGCUACAUUCCUUGCAGACAAGAGGUGCACCGUUAUCUAUCCGAGGUUGCAAUGGAGACCUACUGGAUGACAUGGUGGAUAGCAAGGAGUGCGUCAACUGUGGCUCAAUAUCCACCCCGCUGUGGAGACGGGACGGCACAGGUCACUUUCUCUGCAACGCAUGUGGUCUGUACAGCAAAAUGAAUGGACUGAGCCGGCCAUUAAUUAAACCCCAGAAGCGCAUGUCAUCAUCGAGACGAAUCGGGCUCUCCUGUGCCAACUGCCAGACAUCCACCACCACGUUGUGGCGCAGGAACGCCGAGGGGGAACCAGUGUGUAACGCUUGUGGAUUGUACACGAAAUUGCAUGGGGUACCCAGGCCGCUCGCUAUGAAGAAGGAAGGGAUUCAGACGAGAAAGAGAAAGCCAAAAACCGUGAACAAAUCAAAAGGAUCCUCCGGAAGUAGUUCGGUGCCCAUGACUCCGACCUCAUCCUCGUCUUCCAACUCUGAGGAGUGUACGAAGAAUAGCCCAACACGGCAGGUGUCAGUGUCGUCGGUAAACCACUCUUCCAUGGCUGGCCAAGGAGAGGUUGUGAGCUCCACUGACUCCGCUGGGAAGUACCCGGGACAGGAGGGCCUGUACACUAGCGUGGGACUUACAUCCUCGGCUGAUGUGACGGCCUCCGUCCAGAGAGAGAGCUGGUGCCCCAUGGCCUUGGCUUGAUGUGUCAUCGCCGCCUGGCUGGCCAGAGCAGAGGCCUCCUAUCAUGCCUUUCACCUCCUGUGGAUGUAGCCCCUGUUGGUUCUUCCAGAUGUUUUGGGGAAGCGCAGGAAUUAUUCUUUUUAUUGAAGACCUCCGGAAGGAAUACUUUGGAUCGGAUAUUUCUCUCUCUCUCUCUCUCUCUCUCUCUCUCUCUCUCUCUCUCUCUCUCUCUCUCUCUCUCUCUCAAGUUUGUCAAUGCCAUUGCAAAGGAACACAGCCAUGAGGCAACACAAUGUCGUUCUGCUUUUGCAUUUGGUACUUUCUGGAGACAGUGCACUAGGCGUAUCACCAAGGGGAGUUAGUGGAUACAAUGUUAAUUUGAAAGAAAAAAGUGAAAUAUGUAUAUAUAAAUAUAAUAAUGGUAUGGGUGUGGAUUUCCCCCAGCUGACGCUAAUGGUGUUGAUUGGACUGUGGGCAUUUUGUCUGUGAAUGCUCAGCCCAUUAAAAAAAAGAAAUGUUUGAUUUCAUUGCAACUGGAAUAGAAGAUGAAGACAGCCAUGGCAUCCUCUUUGAAUGAAUGAAAUAUUUAUAAAUUGCUGUUGAAAAAAUGUGCCUAUUUUUGUCAAUAAAGGCAAUGACAAAUAGAGUAGGUUAAAUGCUUAUUCUUACAAAUAUUUUUUAAUAUUUGGAGGCAUGGUCUAACAUUUUAGAUCUAGUUUUCAUGGUGUAUAUUUGGCUAUGAUUGUGUCUCCGCAUGUUGCCUGACUGAUGAAGCUCUUAUUGAAUUGGACUGAAAUGUUAUGGUUUAUACAGGGUAGCAAAGAUCAAGACAGCCACUCUCUUUCUUCUCAGCUUUUCAUUUGAUUAUUUACUUUACUUUUAAGCAAUGUUAAAUCUAAUCCUGUCGAUUCAACACUUGAUUAGCAAAGAGAAAAAAAAACAUUGUAAAUCAAAUGGUACUAUUUUGUAGAUUGUAGCAUGUUUUAAAUGACAACGAUCACAAAUGGGUGAAAAAGAGGCGAAACAGCAUCCACGUAAACACUAACUCAGAACAAAACGGCACUCAGGACAAUCUGGUGACUGACAUUUUGUUGUUACAAUACAGAAGCAGACCUUGCAUGGUUUAUCAAUGCAAGCCUUCUGGAUUUAACAAACACAGAACUACCUAACAGAAAAAAAACAUUUAAUAUAUAUAACAAUGUGUUAUAUUAAGCAUAUUUUGGUCAUAUUUCCUUGUGAGGGAUAAACACAAUAAAUGUUAGACUGGUGGGGAAAGCUGCAUCCAUGGUGGCUGUGAAAAAAAAAGGCUCAACGCAUUCAAUCGCAGACUGGCUUAAAAACUCAGAUGCAGCAUUGUCUGUUUCAAUCUAAUUUGAUAGAUUAAUGGAUUUUAUUGACGCACUGCAUAUGCAGUGUCAAAUCAGCCUCAGUCUGACCAAGCGAUAAAGCAGGGCACGUGACACACGCCAGUGAGUGUGUUGCGAUUUGAGCAACAAGCAGGAUCAGUCAAAAGUCUGCGAUGCUCAUGACAUGGAUGAUGUAUGGGCUGUCCAAUCAUUAAUCUCCCCGCGUAUUUCAUUUGGCCCCAAACGAGAAGUCCUGAGAGUGUAAUGUGAGCGUGCUCUGUGGACCAGCGUUGGGCCAGACAAAUUCCACCCCAAGUCAGAGCGGCGUACACAGUCCAGGGGAAUCAGUUUGAGUUUGUAGGUCACCUAGAACAUUGUGUAACCAACACAAGCAGCUUCCAUGGUCAUGCCGUUUCUCUCCCUUGCUGAGGGAAGGCCCGCCGAUAUCCUGGACUUAUUUAUUUUUUAAGUAGAAUUUUAUUUGUUAUUGUGUGUGUUGUCAUUUGGUUUGAUGUAUUUGUAUGUCAAAGAUGUUUCUUUUUUUGGACAUAAUUUCCAUUUCUUUUUUUGUAUUUAAAUCUCUUGUUAUGAAUGUUCAACCGAAAACCUUAAUUUGAGAUUAAAAGGUUUACUUUGUCUUAAAAUAUCAUGUGCAAGUGUCAACCAAUCUCUGAGUAUCCUGCUUUUUUGUAGCAUGAGAACGUCCCUGUUGUUGAGAACUGGGUACAGUUCCUCAAAUAUACAAACAAUAUGUCUUCAGAGCUUCAGAACUGUAAGACUUUGCUGUUUCAAUAUCUAAGUAUAUAUUUCCUGACAAAAUGGCAUUGCAUCUGCCAACAUUACUUGAUAAUGUACUCUUAAUGUUGUGUUUCUUUUUGUAUCAGCGCCAUCAUUAAAUCUCUCUCCACAUGGGGGACAUUCAGACA
This is a messenger RNA of Engraulis encrasicolus (European anchovy), 3870 nucleotides long. RefSeq names its product GATA binding protein 6 (gene gata6). Gene Ontology annotation, molecular function: DNA-binding transcription factor activity, RNA polymerase II-specific; RNA polymerase II cis-regulatory region sequence-specific DNA binding; zinc ion binding. The coding region runs from base 117 to 1619 and encodes 500 amino acids. NCBI's taxonomy places the organism in Eukaryota, Metazoa, Chordata, Actinopteri, Clupeiformes, Engraulidae. Gene Ontology annotation, biological process: epithelial cell differentiation; negative regulation of transcription by RNA polymerase II; cell fate commitment. Gene Ontology annotation, cellular component: nucleus. The record is from RefSeq and is a predicted model, not a curated record. The transcript is spliced from 7 exons.